Messenger RNA from Pleurotus ostreatus (oyster mushroom), 951 nucleotides. RefSeq lists its product as uncharacterized. The transcript has a single exon. NCBI's taxonomy places the organism in Eukaryota, Fungi, Basidiomycota, Agaricomycetes, Agaricales, Pleurotaceae. The record is from RefSeq and is a predicted model, not a curated record. The coding region runs from base 1 to 951 and encodes 316 amino acids.
AUGGCCUGGAAUAUCUCAGCAAGCUUAGCUCUUCUGUACCUCAUAUUAUACGCCACCCUCCUUAUCCACUUACUGGUUCUUUACGGGAAGCAAAAAAUCAGCAUUCGCUCUCGAUUCACUUUUGUUACCUUCCACGUUCUAAUUCGCCUGGCCUCCCAGGCGACGGGAUUGGCUUUCGCAUUGGCCGGUUACUCAAACGUCGGCUUGCUUAUCGCAUACUUCAUCCUAGGCGCUGAGGGGUACUUCACGUUGGUGUUGUGCGCGUAUCGUUUCUUGAUAGUAUGGCACCAGGCGCAUUUCCGAUCGAGAGAGUCAUGGCUGGAGCCGAAGAGGCCAGCAGGAGAGAAAUGGUGGAGAACCACCCUUGGUGCCCUCGUGCCAUACGUCCCGGGGGAGAGAUUGCGACCUAUGGGUUUUAUCCAUAGCUACCUGGUAGUCGCCAACACAUUGAUCAUCGUGGGUGGAACGAUGCUCAGCCGUGGUUCCGGUGACUCGGAAGGGUUCGAGAGCGAUCUGCAGAGAAUCCAAACCUCCAAGAUCUUGCGAACUGUCGGUCAAGCCAUCUUCCUCAUCAUCAACAUUGCCUUGCUUUCGGCGAUCUUGAUGACAGCAUAUCAAGCCCGCGUCGAGUCUAACCGGCAAGAAGAAGACGAAGAAACAUCCAAUUAUCCCCAUCCAACGCUUAUCAUCUUACUCAUCGUUUGGCCUCUCCUCAUCGUGCGUGGGCUCUACGGCCUUCUUAGUCCUUUCGUCGACCCGUUCAACUACUUCGUUCCGGACAACUACGAUUCGCAUGGGCUCACGUUGAAGUUUAUCACAUAUGAGUACGUGCUUGGGACGACAAUGGAGUGGUUAUCUUGCGCCUUGUUGAUAGGUACAUGGUGGACCGAGAAAUGGCCGGGGUUAGUGCAAACAGUCCAAGAGAGUGAUAAAAAGGCGAUACAAAAUUAG